AGGCUUCGGCUCACACGCACGCUGCCUCUGUUUGUACACAGUGCACUCGCCGCCGCCGGCUCCCUCCCUGCCGGCUCACGCUUCAUUGUUCUCUAAGUCAGAAGCCCGGCAGCCUCGGAGGAGAGAGGGGCGCUAGCGGCUAGCCCAGUGUAGCCUGCGGUCCUCCAGCGCGGGUGCCCCAGAGCUGCCGGGCGCCCGCGCCCCGCCCUGCCCGCCCAGCCUCAGCCAGGACCCACUCGCAGCAGAGGCUGAGCCGCCAGCGGCGCCCUGGAGCUCGCCCACCUCCUGGCGCCGGAGCGCAGGCAAAAGGAGAACAGAGAUUCCUCUCUUUAGUCACCACUCUUUCUCACCCUCUUCAAGAAUUUGUUUAAGGAAGCGCUGCGGGAAGAAGACGUCUUUCUGCAUUCACUGUUGGGCGGGGUCUGCCGUUAUCCUGAGGUGCCACCUUAGAGACACUGCCCUCCGCUUCGACCCCUGACCAGUCCGGGUCACGUCCGGGAGAAGGGAUCAUGAAGCACUCGGUGGCCACUUGGCUCUUGGUCGGGCUCAGCCUCAGUGUCCCCCAAUUCUGCAAAGGUGAUAUUUGUGACCCCAAUCCAUGUGAAAAUGGAGGUAUCUGUUUGUCAGGAUUGUCUGAAGAUUCUUUUACCUGUGAGUGUCCAGAUGGCUUCACAGAUCCCAACUGUUCUAGUGUUGUGGAGGUUGCGUCAGAUGAGGAAGAACCAACUUCAGCAGGCCCCUGCAUUCCUAAUCCAUGCCAUAAUGGAGGAACCUGUGAAAUAAGUGAAGCAUACCGAGGGGACACAUUCAUAGGCUAUGUUUGUAAAUGUCCCCGAGGAUUCAAUGGGAUUCACUGUCAGCACAACAUAAAUGAAUGUGAAGCUGAGCCUUGCAAAAAUGGUGGAAUAUGUACAGACCUUGUUGCGAACUAUUCCUGUGAGUGCCCAGGUGAAUUCAUGGGAAGAAAUUGUCAAUACAAAUGCUCAGGGCCACUGGGAAUUGAAGGUGGAAUCAUAUCAAAUCAGCAAAUCACAGCUUCAUCUACUCACCGAGCUCUUUUUGGACUCCAGAAAUGGUAUCCCUACUAUGCACGUCUUAAUAAGAAGGGGCUUAUAAAUGCCUGGACAGCUGCAGAAAAUGACAGAUGGCCAUGGAUUCAGAUAAAUUUACAAAGAAAAAUGAGAGUUACUGGUGUGAUUACCCAAGGAGCCAAGAGGAUUGGAAGCCCAGAGUAUAUUAAAUCCUACAAAAUUGCCUAUAGUAAUGAUGGAAAGACCUGGGCAAUGUAUAAAGUGAAGGGCACCAAUGAAGAUGUGGUUUUCCGUGGAAAUGUCGAUAACAACACACCCUAUGCUAACUCCUUCACACCCCCCAUAAAAGCUCAGUAUGUAAGACUCUAUCCCCAAGUUUGUCGAAGACACUGCACUUUGAGAAUGGAACUUCUUGGAUGUGAACUAUCGGGUUGUUCUGAGCCUCUGGGGAUGAAAUCGGGACACAUACAAGACUAUCAGAUCACUGCCUCCAGCAUCUUCAGAACUCUCAAUAUGGACAUGUUCACUUGGGAGCCAAGGAAAGCUCGGCUGGACAAGCAGGGCAAAGUGAAUGCCUGGACCUCCGGCCACAAUGACCAGUCGCAAUGGUUACAGGUAGAUCUUCUGGUCCCUACCAAAGUGACUGGCAUCAUUACACAAGGCGCUAAAGAUUUUGGUCACGUACAGUUCGUAGGCUCCUACAAACUAGCUUAUAGCAAUGAUGGAGAACACUGGACUGUAUACCAGGACGAAAAACAAAGAAAAGAUAAGGUUUUCCAGGGCAAUUUUGACAAUGAUACCCACAGAAAAAACGUCAUCGACCCGCCCAUCUAUGCACGGCACAUAAGAAUCGUUCCUUGGUCCUGGUAUGGGAGGAUCACGCUGCGGUCAGAGCUGCUGGGCUGCACAGAGGAGGAAUGAGGAGACCGCACACCCCACAACCCUCUCUAUUUCCCUUCUCCCUAUCGCCAUGGAAUGAACUGUGCAAGAUCUGUAGGAAACUGAAUGGGGUUUUCAUGAAAAAGUGCUGAAAUUACGGUAGGCCACUAACUGUCUUUUUAAGGAGGUCUAAGCCUGCCUUUCCAAUGGUUUAAUUUUAUUUUUAUCAUUGAAGUUUCUUAAGCAGCAUCACAUUAACCGUAUAUUACUUUUCUCUUGGCUUUGUGAAUAAUUCACACUGGUUGAACUUUGUUAGGGAAAGAAAGUAGCACUCUUGUAAUAGCAAGAGUAAAAAAAUCUCAUAGUUAUCAAAUAAAGCAAGAGUUGAUAGAGCUUUUAUAAUCAAUUCUCAACCAAUUCUCAUAAAAGGAAUACUGCAAUGUUAGCAAUAAGGUGUUUUUUUUUUCUGUAGUGACUACAUUAUCCUAAUUGUUUCCUUGUGCCUACCACUAACGCGCUUCUAAUAGAAUUUUGAAGAAGAAUCUGUAACAUGCGGUACUAAUUGAUAUUAUAAUUCUCAUUUUACUUUUAUUAUUUUUAAUCAGAGAUUAUGUGAUCUUCUUUCCUUUUUGUCAUAUUUUAUAUUCUUUAUAUUGUAUAUUGCCUGAAUUUGUUUAUAUUUUUCCAGUUGAGUUUUUCCCUAUUAUUUGCCUUAAAGAAGUAUCAUGUUUGUUUAUAUAUAUGGAACAUGAUUGAAAAUCGGUAGAUUGAUCAUAAUUAAUAUCAGUAGAUUAAAUCUGCAAUUAUAUUUUUGAAGGAAGCUAUAACUAUAUAAUUUCCAAAUACUUCCUCUAUAAAGAACCCAGUACUACCAUUUUGCUAAAUAAACAACAACGAAAUUGUAUUAUGCUUCUUUAAACCGAAAUUUCAAUCUUCAUUUUGAUGGUAUUUAAUAGCCUAUCUUUGCUAUAACAUAAUAGAACAGUAAAUUCUUUGUUUGUCUAUUUAAAAUUUUUUAACAAACAGAUAUUAACACAUAGCUGCAUAGCUUGGCCAAGCAUACUCACCAUUUCUUUGUUCAUCUCUGCAUUUCCUGUGAAACUAAAAUUUCCUGAAGAUUUGAAACUGGUAGUGAUUUCCCAGGAAAGCACCUUGUGGAGUUAUUUGUAAGAAGAAAAGUAUUUACUAAUGACAAACUUGUAAACCAUUUCCAAGAUGAAAAUUGAUUCUUUUGCUUCAAAGGGCCUGCUACAAUAAGAAAUCAUCAUAACAAUUUGUUAUUGAUAAUGGAGAUCUCAUUGACAUGUUCCUCAAGUCAAAGCUCACACUGCCUCCAUAAAAGUCCUCAACAUCUAAUUAUAAGCAUUACACUUAUUUAUUUUAUAAGGCUUAGACACAGAAUAUUGGAGUUUUAAAUUAAGCGUCCUGGAAAAGAAAAUACGGUAUGUAUACGAAAUGUUGAGGUCCUGUGCAACACUGCUAAGUUUUUUUUUUUUUCUUUUAUUAUUUGCGCUGCAAAACAAAAGCCACUAGACUGUUACUGUCUUGUCUGUCUAUGUGUUAUUAGCAUUCCUUAAUGAUGUAUAUAUGGAGUGGUCUUCAAUUGCAGUGAAGAAUUUAAAGAGAAAGUCAAUCAUAAUGGUAUUUUUAACAAGAGCAAAAUUAGGACUGUCUGGACACGUAUUUGUCCUAUGUCCACGUGCUUCCUAUGUCAGGCCUUAAUAUGAAAUUGUUGAUUUAAAGCAUCUGAAAUGGUGGUAGUUCUCAGCAUCUUUCAAAAAAAAAAAAAAAAAUGCCGUAACCUCAGUACUGUCUUUUUGAGAUAACUUUAAAAUUAGGAAUUCAAGUAUUUUUAAUUUGCUAAAUUUUAAAGUGAUGUUCAAAUAAUUACUUAGGGCCAAAAGUAUACACACACUUACUGUUUAGCUAGUAGCCCUUGCUUCUUUAAAGACUUACUAUCCCACCAAAUUUCUAGUUGUUUUCCUUUAUAGAUUAAUGCACAAUUCUUCAUUCUUAACAGAGUGUUUUUAAAUUUUUGAGUAAUUCUUUGUAAUGAUUUAGCUUUUCAAAAUCAUUCAUGGCUUCUUAUGAUGAUUUAAAUGUUAUUCUAUUGAUAGUUUUUUAAACAAAUAUUUUUUAAAAGGAGUUUCUGAAAAUUAUAUUUGUUACCUUUUAGAAAUACAUUGAAAUAGAUUUCUCUUGCAUGUGCAUUUUUCUCUCUGCUCUAAAUGCUCUUCACCAACAUGGCACGAUGAAUUUGUCCUACGGUGCCCCAAAUUCAUGGCAAUAAAGGGAUUCCCACACAUGGAAAUGUUAAUAAUUAUUGCAGAGUAGUAUGUAGCUUUUGUGUCACUAUUAACAGUGACAUCAAAAUGAAGCAAACUUCUCUUUAAAUUCACACUAAAACAAGUAAAACCUCAUAAGCAGAAUACACAAAAGAAUCACCUAAUCUUCACCAUAUUGAAUAACUAAGUAUAAGAUGCUGAUUUUGUAACCUAUGAUAUUUAAAAUUUUAAAUAUCUCCAUUUUAUCUGUCUUAUUGAAAGCAUUUAUCAUAGUCACUAAUUCCAAUUUUAGGGUUGACUUUCUCUUUCUGAAUGACUUCAUAAGGAUUGGUGUGAAUUUUGAAGACUUAGGGUAUUAAUGAUUGUAUCUUUGCUAGUCAACAAAUUAUGAAAUAUAAUACUGCUGGCGUCUGAUGUGUCAGUAAGUACAAAAGUAACUAAGACACAAAUAACCUUUGCAAACUUUCAAACUGUGUAAUAUUCCAAUGUUGUUGUUUUUUUUUCUUUGUAUAUAUACUCAAAUCAUGUAGGAUGUUGUAAAAUCAGUAUGACCUUGUCUAGUCUUCAAACUUAAAAUAAAACUUUUGAAAAUCUGGGUACUUUUGAA
Rhinolophus ferrumequinum (greater horseshoe bat) is the source of this 4802-nucleotide messenger RNA. It is a transcript of the gene EDIL3, whose product is annotated as EGF like repeats and discoidin domains 3. Bases 510 to 1952 code for a protein of 480 amino acids. The transcript is spliced from 11 exons. The record is from RefSeq and is a predicted model, not a curated record. Gene Ontology annotation, molecular function: calcium ion binding. Lineage: Eukaryota; Metazoa; Chordata; Mammalia; Chiroptera; Rhinolophidae.